This is a messenger RNA of Myripristis murdjan (pinecone soldierfish), 2065 nucleotides long. It is a transcript of the gene notum1a, whose product is annotated as notum, palmitoleoyl-protein carboxylesterase a. Gene Ontology annotation, biological process: negative regulation of canonical Wnt signaling pathway; protein depalmitoleylation. The transcript is spliced from 11 exons. Gene Ontology annotation, molecular function: palmitoleyl hydrolase activity. Bases 304 to 1797 code for a protein of 497 amino acids. The record is from RefSeq and is a predicted model, not a curated record. NCBI's taxonomy places the organism in Eukaryota, Metazoa, Chordata, Actinopteri, Holocentriformes, Holocentridae.
CAACACCGCUUCACGUUGUGGUAGACAAAUGGGUCAAGAAGCGUAGGACUAUUCUUUGAAGGGCUAAAAAGAUCUAGAGAAUACAGAGGAUGAAUUUAUGAUUGAUCUAAGAGGAGUUUUGGUUUUAGUUGAGAUUUAACUCAUGCGCUCCUGGAAGCAGGCGACAAGUGUGUGUUGGCGUCUCCAACCCCGUGCGUAAUUAUCGUCUCUUUCUCGUUUCCAGCUAUAAAAUCUUCAGCUUCCUCGAAGAGACGUGACAUUUGGACAAAGGACAUCUAAACUUGCAGGCUGAUCGGGGAUAAGAUGUCAGCGAUCAGAAUGGUUUCAUCAGUGUUGCUGCUGGUGCUGAUGCAGUCCGGAGCUCUUUGCGCACGGAGGUUCCGCGGUGGUCGCAACCCACAACCACGACGGGCAGCAUCCCCUCCCACGUACCGGGCGGACCGGGGUGACACCACGGAGAGCUUUCCUCUGGAUUUCACCGCUGUUGAGGAGAACAUGGACAACUUCAUGACACAAGUGAAGAACCUUGCGCAGUCCCUCUACCCGUGCUCGGCCCAGAAGCUCGACUAUGACAUGAAGUUGAACUUUUUAGAAAAUACAUCCGUCACCUGCAACGACGGAAGUCCUGCGGGGUACUAUCUGAAAGAAUCCCGAGGCAGCAGACGGUGGUUGAUCUUCCUAGAAGGCGGUUGGUACUGCUUCAAUAAAGAGAACUGUGACAGCCGGUAUGAGACCAUGAGGAGGCUGAUGAGCUCAUCCAAGUGGCCCCAAACCAAAACAGGAACAGGGAUCCUGUCUCCACUGCCUGAGGAAAACCCUCACUGGUGGAAUGCCAACAUGGUGUUCCUCCCCUACUGCUCCAGCGACGUGUGGAGCGGCGCUACAGCCAAGACAGAGCAGAGUGGCUACGCCUUCAUGGGCUCACUGAUUAUUCAAGAGGUUGUGAAGGAUCUGCUGAACAAAGGUCUGGAUAACGCCAAGGUGCUACUACUAGCAGGAAGCAGUGCGGGUGGCACCGGGGUCCUGCUGAAUGUGGACCGGGUAGCAGAGCUGCUGGAGGGUCUUGGCCACACUGGGAUACAGGUGCGAGGACUAUCCGACUCUGGCUGGUUCCUGGACAACAAGCAGUACCACUGCACUGACUGUGUCGACGCUGUCAGCUGCGCCCCCACUGAGACCAUCAAGAGAGGGAUCAAGUACUGGGGAGGAGUGGUACCAGAGAAGUGUAAGCAGACACAUGAAGGAGAGGAGUGGAACUGUUUCUUUGGAUAUCGAGUCUUCCCAUCAAUAAAGAGUCCUGUGUUUGUGGUCCAGUGGCUGUUUGAUGAGGCUCAGCUGACUGUGGACAACAUCCAGCUGACUGGCCAGCCUGUGCAGGAGGGCCAGUGGCGUUACAUCCAGAACCUGGGCAUCGAGCUAAGGAACACACUGAAAGAUGUCCCGGCCAUGUUUGCUCCAGCCUGUCUCUCACAUGAAGUUAUCACAAGAAAUUACUGGAUUGAUGUGCAGGUUAAAGGCACUUCCCUGCCCCGGGCACUCCACUGCUGGGACCGCAGCCUCCAAGAAAGCAACAAGAACAACAAGACCCCACCCAAGGGCUGUCCUGUGCACCUUAUUGACAGCUGCCCGUGGCCACACUGCAACCCCACUUGCCCCACCAUCCGAGACCAGUUCACAGGACAGGAGAUGAACGUCAUCCAGUUCCUCAUGCACAUGGGCUUCGAUGUGCAGAAGAUGGCCCAGCAGCAGGGCAUGGACCCCAGCAAGCUACUGGGCAUGCUCAGCAGUGGCAGCUAAAGGGACACACACACACACUUACACACGGUAUAACUCCAAGCUAAGCCCAAGCAGGGCUGGCUGGUCUGUCUGGCCAGUCUCCCACACCUGAUACCUCCAACCCCACCCCUCCUCACCUUGCAACCCGUUGUAUCUAGCCUGUCCCCCUGUGACCUCCUGUUCACCGUAGCCCAAACCUCAGUCAAACACAGGGGCUUAUAUCUGUCCCCAAAUCCUUACAACCCGGUACUGGUGACAAGUACAGGGGCUACAUGCCACCAUGACAAGG